AUGAACACGAACGUUCUCCUGUUAAUUCUUUUGAGGUUAUUAGGCGAAGGAGUGACCGGUCAAAUUAGUGACCCAUAUGUAGGUGUAGAUAUAUUCGACCUCACGCACCCAGUUGUGUGGAAAGAUAUGGUGAACAUUUAUGAAGAGAUUAAUGAAACGCAACUUAAACAAUGGCAGGUCUGCUUCAACUGCGGUUUCCCCGAAAUGGGCACUGCCAUUCACUAUCAAUACUACGGCUGGAAUGCCUUGAAGCCAGCAGCCAUACCAGUUCAAAACUUGCUGACUAGGCUCAUAGUCAUAGACAUAAGCUCCAUCACGAAAAGCGAUCCAAAUCUCGUGCUUACUCUGGACGACGCUCGCCGCUGGCUCACCGUGGAACACGGACCAACAAGACCCACGCUUCUGUUGUUCAAGUUCGGAUGGGCGGAUCACCCGUCGUACGGUCUGAAUUACAAAUGUUUCUGCGAGAUGCCUGGAAUCAGCUUCGAUCUAGCGGCGUGGAUAGCCGUGAACCUGAGCCACGUGGUGGGUGUAGCCACGGACGUACCCAGUCUGGAGUCCGAGGAGACACGGAACGUGACAGCUAAAACUGUGUCGGGUCUGUUUGGCAAAAGUGGCGUUUACAUGAUUGAAAAUGUGGAUGCGCGGAGGAACUUACCAGAAACGGGAUGCAUGGCGUUGGUUUCGCCCACGAAACUCGUGGACGGGAACUUCGUGCCGACUCGAUUUACCGCCUUCUGCCCGCGGCGCACCCAAGAUAAGGUGGAAAUAAUCAUGGCUCCUCGACCUAAUUAA
Molecule: messenger RNA, 795 nt
Organism: Cydia strobilella
Lineage: Eukaryota; Metazoa; Arthropoda; Insecta; Lepidoptera; Tortricidae
Exons: 5
Coding region: 1-795 (264 amino acids)
Molecular function (GO): arylformamidase activity
Source: RefSeq, a predicted model, not a curated record